Ostrea edulis (European flat oyster) is the source of this 378-nucleotide messenger RNA. Its product is annotated as keratin-associated protein 5-2-like. NCBI's taxonomy places the organism in Eukaryota, Metazoa, Mollusca, Bivalvia, Ostreida, Ostreidae. The record is from RefSeq and is a predicted model, not a curated record. The transcript has a single exon. Bases 1 to 378 code for a protein of 125 amino acids.
AUGGUCUGUAAGAGUGACGCGGGCUGUACGAGUGGCGUGGGCUGUAAGAGUUACAUGGACUGUAAGAGUGGCGUGGGCUGUAAGAGUGGCAUGAACUGUAAGAGUGGUGUUGGCUGUAAGAGUGGCGUGGGCUGUAAGAGUGGUGUGGGCUGUAAGAGUUGCAUGGACUGUAAGAGUGAUGUGGGCUGUAAGAGUGGUGUGGGCUGUAAGAGUGGCGUGGGCUGUAAGAGUGGUGUGGGCUGUAAGAGUUGCAUGGACUGUAAGAGUGGUGUUGGCUGUAAGACUGGUGUGGGCUCUGAUAGUGACGUGGGCUGUAAGAGUGACGUGGGCUGUAAGAGUGGCGUGGGCUGUAAGAGUGGCAAGGGCUGUUGGCUGUAA